Brienomyrus brachyistius is the source of this 762-nucleotide messenger RNA. Its product is annotated as hemoglobin subunit beta-like. Lineage: Eukaryota; Metazoa; Chordata; Actinopteri; Osteoglossiformes; Mormyridae. Gene Ontology annotation, molecular function: oxygen carrier activity; peroxidase activity; organic acid binding. Bases 140 to 583 code for a protein of 147 amino acids. Gene Ontology annotation, cellular component: hemoglobin complex; blood microparticle; haptoglobin-hemoglobin complex. Gene Ontology annotation, biological process: hydrogen peroxide catabolic process; oxygen transport. The record is from RefSeq and is a predicted model, not a curated record. The transcript is spliced from 3 exons.
UUCAGCCAAUCGCAACCAUUUUGCUUUGGGUGGGGUUAAUACCUAUAUUAAGAGGCUGCGGAACUGAGUUGGUCAGCACAGAAUUCUUAAAUACGCAACGGGAAGUUAAACAGGUGUGAAGGUCUUUAGAUUUGCCAACAUGGUUCAGUGGACUGAUGCUGAGCGCGCCGCCAUCGCUGAUAUCUUCGGCAAAAUCGACCGCGAUGUAGUUGGACCAAACGCACUUGCCAGGUGCCUUAUCGUGUACCCCUGGACCCGGAGAUAUUUCGGUGGCUUUGGAAACUUGUACAGCGCCGAUGCCAUCCUGGCGAAUCCCAAGGUCGCUGCCCACGGAAAGGUUGUGCUUGGCGGGCUGGAGAAGGCUAUGAAGAACUUGGAUGACAUCAAGAAAACCUUCGCCCCGCUGAGCGAGCUGCAUUCAGAGAAACUGAACGUGGACCCCGAUAACUUCAGACUGCUGGCUGACUGUCUCACCCUCGUCAUUGCUGGGCAGAUGCGCGCUGCGUUCACACCGGAAGUUCAGGCAGCGUGGCAGAAGUUUCUUGCUGUUGUUGUUUCUGCUCUCUGCAGGCAGUAUUACUAAAGUAUCUCAAUAAAUCAAAGGGAAUGAAUUAAAAUGGUCUGUUCUGUUUUAUUGUAUUUCAUCUACACGCAGUCCAUAUACAUAGACCUGCAAGCAGUAUUACUAAAUUGUUUUUAUCUGAAUGGACAAAGAAUAAAAAAAAAAGUUUCCUUUUUUAAUAAAAGUCAAAUGAACAGUAA